This is a messenger RNA of Aspergillus novofumigatus IBT 16806, 1582 nucleotides long. RefSeq names its product fungal specific transcription factor domain-containing protein. The record is from RefSeq and is a predicted model, not a curated record. Gene Ontology annotation, cellular component: nucleus. NCBI's taxonomy places the organism in Eukaryota, Fungi, Ascomycota, Eurotiomycetes, Eurotiales, Aspergillaceae. The annotation marks the transcript as partial. The transcript has 3 exons. Gene Ontology annotation, biological process: positive regulation of transcription by RNA polymerase II. Gene Ontology annotation, molecular function: DNA-binding transcription factor activity; transcription cis-regulatory region binding.
UGUUUAAACUGCCAGAAGAAUGCGGUUGUGUGCGAAGGGUACCCUCCGAAGGAGAUCUGGAAAAGUGGUAAACAGAAGAUGGAGGACGCGGCACGUACCAAAGCGCUCGCAGCUGUACCGCGCUCCCUACCUUUGCUCAUCGACGGCGUAGAAACCGAAAUCGACCGACGAUUCCUUGACCAUUUCGUCUACGGCUUCAGUCGUGUGCUGACAUUAAUCAACGAUGACACCAAUCCGUUCAAAGAAAUCCUCCUUCCCAUGGCCGCUCAACAUCGAGGGUUGAUGCACUCGCUCAUGUGUCUGUCCGGUUCACAUCUGUCGGCGUUCGAUCCAGAGCCCAUGCUGAAGGAGCGCAAAUUCUACCAUUUCCAUCAUGCGAUUCAAGAUCUCAAAGACAGCAUCAUGUCGUCGAGUGUCAAAUCGUCGGGAACUUCCCAGGAGCCGGAGCUUUUGGUAGAGGAUCCCAUCAUCGCAUCGACCAUCGCUCUCAGCCUCAACACGAUCUGCGAAGGGGAGACUAAGGGCGAGUACAGGCCGCAUAUGGAUGCGGCGAGGUAUCUGCUGGUGACCCAGCAACCACGAAACGAGAAAUUCCGGCAGUUCAUCGUCGAGUUCUUCCAAUACCACGACGUAUCCAACUCAAUCACCUCUCUGGACCGUCGCCCCGCCCUUCGGAGUGAUGAUCUAAAACUUCCCGACUUUGUGCCUCAGCAAGCCGGAAUGUUUCUCGGCGUGUUCGACGGUUUGUUCAAUUAUAUUUCCGAUGUCACAAGGCUGCGCGAUCGCAUUCGGCAGCGAUCAAACGAUGGAUACGAGCCUGCGGUUGACUACCAGAUUCUGAGCGAUGCCGUCUCGAUAGAUUCAGCCAUUCGGGCAUGGGAAACAUCACAUCCCCCGACACCCCAAACUGGUUCCUGGCACAGCUGUACCCCCAGUGAGAAGAUUGCUCAGGUCGUGGACGAUGGUCUCGCCUACUUGGAUCAACUGCCGCAAGAUUCCGGAGCCUUUAGCAUCGUACUGAUGCCCUUGUUCCUCCUUGGUUGCUCGGCAUUCCUUCCUCGUCAGCGAGAACGGAUUCAGAAAGGCUUCGAGUCCCUCAAGGCUUACUCCAACCUGCGUAAUAUCGAACCCGCUUUCAAGGUGGUUCGACGGGUAUGGGAGAUCAUGGACACCAAAACCGAAGACAGCUGGGACUGGGAGAAGAUCAUCAACGAUAUGAACAUGGACUUCCUCAUCACCUAGCCUUUGUUUCCCCGUCCGUCCUUGUGUUAGUCAAUAUUCCCUCUUGCAUUCUCGUGAAGUGUGAUGAUAUAUGUAUGUUAGUCAUGAUUUUCUUUCUUUCUCUUUGCUCUCUUCUGAUCUGGGAGCAUCCACCAUGGUUGGGAUGAUGUGAGCACAUAUGGCGUUCUGUGAUCAAACAUCUGCAUCGGGGGUUUUCUGAGGUUCAGCGGUAGGUUGUGGUCUGACUGUGCGGGCGAUGUGAGGACGCCCAGCAAAGCACCGAAUCGGUGUUUGUGGAGGUGUUUGAGCAAUACCGUCCACUGAGGCAUGGCAGGCAACGUCCAUACUUGAAAACAAAAAA